This is a messenger RNA of Chanos chanos (milkfish), 1727 nucleotides long. It is a transcript of the gene rpp40, whose product is annotated as ribonuclease P/MRP 40 subunit. The transcript is spliced from 8 exons. The coding region runs from base 605 to 1690 and encodes 361 amino acids. Lineage: Eukaryota; Metazoa; Chordata; Actinopteri; Gonorynchiformes; Chanidae. Gene Ontology annotation, biological process: tRNA 5'-leader removal; endonucleolytic cleavage in ITS1 to separate SSU-rRNA from 5.8S rRNA and LSU-rRNA from tricistronic rRNA transcript (SSU-rRNA, 5.8S rRNA, LSU-rRNA). Gene Ontology annotation, molecular function: ribonuclease P activity; ribonuclease MRP activity. The record is from RefSeq and is a predicted model, not a curated record. Gene Ontology annotation, cellular component: ribonuclease MRP complex; multimeric ribonuclease P complex.
GUAAAAUAGUGUUCCAUGGUACAACAGAUAUAUAUGCUUUUUAACCACAAGAGUACUUUUUGCGACAACACCCACCCAGCAGUGCUCACUUAAAUGAAUUUAAUGGCUAAUAUAAGAUAACUUGGUGGUUAACAAAGUUUAUUAUGAAAAAUUACUAUUUUUAGUACACUAUUUUUAAUGAACCUUAAAGAGAACACUGAAAGAGUCAGCAAACUGUUUCUCUAAUACUUUCAAGACCACAAGACUGCAUGCCUGAAAUAAGAAUUAAAUGCAAAAACCAUUAAGUAGAUCAGCUGGGCGUCUGAGGUACUCACUCACUAACUCACUCACUCACUCACUCACCCAUUCGAGUACCCCGAUUAAAAUAAAUUCUGCGGUAACGAGAUAAAUUAAAUAGUGUAUUCAGGUCGCUUCUAAAAUUCACCCCCAAAAUGACUUUUACUUUGAAAAAAAAAUAGCUCCCGGAAGUUAUCAUAGAGGCGAACGGUAUGACUACAAAAUUAUUGCGAGAAUCAGAGCAUCAACGGGCUAUGCCGACCGUACUUUAGUCACGGAACAUUUUUACGUUUUCAAAUAACUAAUGUAGGCUUCAGUUGCCAAUAAAAUGUCACCAGAAUUGGAAAGGUUUCCAAGAAACAUACUUGUAUGCGAGAGAUCCAACUUCCUGAAUGAAAAAUCUCGUCAUGGCAUCCACGUGUCUAAGCAUUAUUUCAACUAUAAGGUCUCCAUUUUCAUACCUGAGUGUGGAAUUCUACCAGCUGGAUUAAGCAGUGUGAUCAAAAGUUUCAACUCAUAUUUUCUGGUUCAGAAAUUACCAGUAUACAAACUCAUAGAGGAGGUAUUCCUUGACGAGGUUGUGAAGAAAGGUGGAUUUUAUGCGCUCUCACACAAAACCAGAAUUGAUGAAGACAAUACUAUUGCAUUUUUGCCCAGUGGGCAAAUGAUAUUGUCACUGGAUAAAGAUACAUAUGAGCAGUUGGGUUUAGAGGGAAAACCAUCACUGUACAAUCACAGGAAUGCCAGAAGAUAUGUUGUGACUGUAGACUUUACCGACAAGUCAAUGACUGUGGGUGGAAAGCGGUAUCAGCGGGUACUGCUGGGCCUGAAGGAGAGGGUGCCACUCACAUGUGACUUCCUGCUGUCCAGAUACAGCACAGGAACUGAUGAAGAUGGAGCUCUUCAGGGUCUGCUGUCACAGUAUUCCUUUGAAGUGAUCAGACCUGCUCAGUACAGCCAGACUCUGAGAAUCGUACCCUGCCCCACGCUACAUCCCUCUGACCUACAGGGAAAGGCUGGAUCAUGUGAUCCCCAUCAGUUCCUGGAGUGGCUUGGGUCAGUCAACAUGGGCAUCAGAUGCGAUAAUUCAGCUUCUGACUUCCUGUCAACAUAUGUUUGUCCGGAGCCUCAGGACUCUAUGAGUCAGGCUCUGUUGUAUACAAUCACUGGAUUCUUGAUUCCUGAGGACAUCCAAUCACUGCUGCAGGAGUUACAACGAUACUUUGAUGAGCCAAAGUUCUCGCCUUGGCUUUCACUAACUGUACAUGGAUUCGUGGACAGCCCAGUAUCUUGGGGAACCAUGGAGCAUGGCUUCCUCAGUAGUGGAGAGAACUUCUACAACUUUGUUUGCUUCAAGAAUCAGGACUAUUGGCUUCAUAUGGCUACCGGAGCCUUGGAUGGUUGUCCGCCAUAACACGCUUAAAUAUUUAAACUGCUCUUCAUUUUUUUUU